Messenger RNA from Tyto alba (common barn owl), 3218 nucleotides. Its product is annotated as mucosa-associated lymphoid tissue lymphoma translocation protein 1-like. Lineage: Eukaryota; Metazoa; Chordata; Aves; Strigiformes; Tytonidae. The record is from RefSeq and is a predicted model, not a curated record. Gene Ontology annotation, biological process: proteolysis. Gene Ontology annotation, molecular function: cysteine-type endopeptidase activity.
CGGGGAGGGGCUGGGGGAGACUGCGGGUUGAAUCCUCAUUUCCUCUGCAUGGGGCUCAGUGCGCGCCCUCGGAGCUGACGGGGCUCAGGCCAGGCUGUAUCCAGCGGCAGGUGGUGGCAGGGCUGGGACAGGAUGGGGGACUGGAGCAUGCCCAUCGGCUCGCUGGGUGAGGAGGUGGUGGCCCGGCUCUGCGAGCUCCUGGAUAACGCCAGCCGGGGCUGGCGCAAGCUGGCCGAGGUGGCUGGGGUGGAGAAACGCUUCAAGUGCAGCGCGGAGGAGCUGGAGACGUGCUCGCUGAAAGUGCUGGAGCCCCGCGGCAGCCCCACGCAAUGCCUCCUGCAGCUCCUGGCCGAGCGUGACUGCACCCUCAAGUACCUGCUGGGCUGCCUGGAGAGGAUGGGGCACACGCAGGCCUGCCAGGUCCUCAGCACCGCCGUCCAGGACAUGAUCCGCAUCACGGUGCAGCCAGAGUCGCAGGUGGUGACAGAGGGGACGCGGGUGUCCCUGGCCUGCUGGGCCACCGGCCCACCCGGGCUCGCGUACCAGUGGUUCUGCGGGAAGCGGGAGGUGCCCGGAGCCACAGCCCCAGAGCUGGUGAUCGACACGGCCACCUCGCCGGGCCAGCCCGAGUGGUACAUCUGCCGGGUGAACUGCGGGGCCACCUUCACCUUCUCCAGGUGGGCCCACGUCCAGGUGGAGAGGAGCAGCAGCCCCAGCUCAGAGGGACCAAGUGCCCUGUGUCUUCCUCAUGCCACCCGUGGGUGCCAGGGCCUGUGGGUGAGGGACCUGGGACCCAAGAGCAGCUUCACAGAGGCCUGCUGUGGCUGGGUGCUGAAUUUGCUGCCCCGUCCCCUCCCCAGCCAGCGGUUACUGCCCGACCAUGGCGGGCCUGCAGAUCCUGCGGCAGCCACGGCCGUGCCGUCUGGCCGAGGGGGACACGCUGGACUGGAGUGCAGAGCCAUUGGCAACCCCCCGCCCCAGUACCAGUGGUUCAGGAACCGGCGCCCCGUGGAGGGUGCGCAGGCACCCCGGCUCCAGGUAAAGCUGGUGACAACAGCCGAGCGGGGCAGCUACUCCUGCCGCGUGUUCAACCUCUUCCAUGAGCUGUGGAGCCAGGAAGUGGAUGUGGAGAUUGGCCCACGGCUCUUCACCUCUGGAGGCUCCUGGCAGGAGGGGGAUGGAGGCUCCCCGGAGCAAGGCAGUCCCGGCCAGCUGUAUGCCACCGACAAAGUGGCCCUGCUGAUCGGCAACAUGCACUACCGGCACCACAAGCAGCUGAAGGCACCCAUGGUGGAUGUGCACGCCCUCAGUGCCCUCCUCUGCCAGCUCGACUUCAAGGUGGUCUCGCUGCUGGACCUGUGCAAAGCCGAGAUGCAGAUGGCUGUCAACGAGUUCCUCCUCCUCCUCGACAAGGGCGUCUACGGUUUGCUCUACUAUGCCGGGCACGGCUAUGAAAAUUUUGGCAACAGCUUCAUGGUGCCCAUCGACGCACCCAGCUCCUACACCUCGGCGCACUGCCUGUGUGUGCAGCGGGUGCUACAGAGCAUGCAGCAGCGCCGCACCGGCCUCAACAUCUUCCUGCUCGACAUGUGCCGCAAGAGGAACCUCAACGACGACAUCAUCCCACAAGUCGGAGCACUGCAGGUCACGGCCAACAUCGUCUUCGGCUACGCCACGUGUGCGGAUGCCGAAGCCUACGAGCUGAGCCAGGGCGAGCUCUCCAACGGCAUCUUCGUCACCUUCCUCAAGCGCUGGCUGCUGGAGGACGAGAAGAUCACAGUGCUGCUGGACAAGGUGGCCGAGGACAUGGGCACGCUGGAGAUCACGCGGGGCCGGCAGGCACUGGAGCUCCGCAGCAACCUCUCAGAGAGACGAGCUCUGACGGACCCCAUCCGCCCCCCGGGCCGGGACGAGUCCUCUGCCAGGAACCUGCAGUGGGCCAAGGCUCACGUCCUGCCGGAGAGCCGACACCUCCACUUCGACUGUGGCGUCACCGUCCAGCUGGGCUUUGCCGCCGAAUUCUCCAACAUCAUGAUCAUCUACACGCGCGUGGUGGCCGCCCCCGAGGACAUCGCCAAGUGCGAGGCCAAGCUCACCGACAUACCCGAGGAGCUGGAUGUAGACCUCAAGUGCACCAACAAGGAGAGCCCGGAGGAGGUGGGCAGCCCUCUGGCACCCGCCUGGAGCCUCAGCUGCCCCUCCUGCUGCCUCUACAGCCGGCUCUGCGGCUUGCAGAAACUGCGGCAGGAGCUGGUGUUCACCGUCUGCCUGCAGUACCGCUACCGCGGCAUGGAUGACUUCGUGGAGGAGAGGCGGACGGUGAGCGUGGGGAAGCCGCUCAUCGCCAAGCUCAACCUGCGGCUGGUGGCCUCCCCCUCGCUGCCCGGCAGCCCCCUCUCUGCCUCUCCCCCCGGGAGCUGGAGGGCGGCGGGGAGCUCCUGGGUCAACACCCCCGAGGAGAACCUGAGCCCUGAGGUCCCCGGCUCCCACGCUCUGUAGAGGGGACAGCAUGCCCCCCCCCUCGCCACUGCAGUUUCCUGGGGCCACGUCUGUCCCGCUGGGGGCUGGAGGGGACAGACAUGACACGCGCAGGGGCCGGGGGCGGGCGGGGGGUGAGCCCGAUCCUGGCCUGUGCCAGGGGGUGCGGGGCUCGCUGCAUGGCCCGGCUGGGACCCCGGGGGGUACAUGCGGCGGCAGCCCCCCGUCCCCUGGCAUGGCAGUGCCACCCCCGCAUCCCAGGCCCCCGUGCCAGGACACCCCCGGCAGCCCGGGGGGGUAGAGGGCCCAGACCCCAUGGCUCAGCUGGCGCGAGGCGUCGCGCCGGGACAGGGCUGGGUUCAUUCAGGCCUAGGAGAAAUAGAGAGAAAUAAGCAGAUUAGGGGGCAAAUGCCACAGGAGGGGAUUAGAGGAGGUGGGAGCAGGGGAGCUCCUGCUCUGCCACAAAGGGCUGGGAGAAGACCGCAGUGUCCCCAGCACUCCCAGUAGCACCCAAUCCUCCCAGCACAGCCCCAGAUGCAGGACAGUGCUGGGCCCAUCCGGGCAGCGAGCAGGACAGGAUUGGGAUCUAGGGGGGAAAAAAUGCUUUUUUGCUUGGAUUUUUCCCCCGACGUGGCUCCACGUGCCGCUGUCCACAAACGACGCAGGGUGUGCUCCGCUGCACCUCAACAGGGGGAAAGGACCAAUAAAGAGGGAAGGGCAUGAAGCUCGGUUCUCCUACA